This is a messenger RNA of Lathyrus sativus (Indian pea), 375 nucleotides long. The record is from the annotation of a GenBank genome assembly. NCBI's taxonomy places the organism in Eukaryota, Viridiplantae, Streptophyta, Magnoliopsida, Fabales, Fabaceae.
AUGGGUGAGAGAAGAGGCAAUGGUGCAAGUACUAUUAUAAUGUUACUAUUAUGUAUGUUUGUAUUUUAUUCUAAGAUGAUUUAUGCAGAGACACAUAUUGUUGGUGAUGAACAUGGUUGGACCUUUAAUAUUGAAAAUUGGCCUGCAGAAACAACUUUCAACGCAGGUGACAUACUUGUAUUUAAUUACGACCCUUCAAAAGAUAGUGUGGUGAAAGUGACCGAGAAUAAUUAUAAUACAUGUUAUGUUCGAGAAAUUGAGUUUUAUAAGUCUGGAGCCGAUAGAAUUACACUUGUUAAGGGAGGAAACUACUUCAUAAGUGGCGAGCCUGGUCAUUGUGAUGCUGGACAGAAAAUUGCAAUCAUUGCUAAUUAA